Molecule: messenger RNA, 5450 nt
Organism: Macrosteles quadrilineatus (aster leafhopper)
Lineage: Eukaryota; Metazoa; Arthropoda; Insecta; Hemiptera; Cicadellidae
Exons: 8
Coding region: 350-4639 (1429 amino acids)
Source: RefSeq, a predicted model, not a curated record
UGAUAGGAUAGGAAGUGUUUCGUGAAACAGAAACAAUAAUGGUUGAAAUUUUAUUUUUGUUUCUGGCUAGAGAACUAUUUACUUUCAAGUGACUCGUGUUUCAGUGGUUUAUAAUUUGUCUGUGGUUUGUUUUGAAGAAGACCAGUGGAAAUUAGCCAUUGAAUUAAUGAAGCACAUAGGACAUUGAAUUUAGAGUGCCAAUUCUGUACAAAUUUUCAAGUUUAUGAAUAACGGUCUAAGAAAUAUGUUUGUCCAAUCAGAUACUGGUCUCAAAUUAAGGAAUUUAUACUAAUUUGAUAAAAAUUAUGUGGUCUGUGUGGGAAGAAGUGAUUGGUGUGAGUGUAACAAAAUGGAUGAUGGGGAAGUUAUUUUGAUUGCUCCAGAUAAUAAAAAUCAAGAUGGUUCUCAGACAUAUUUCAUUUUAGACCCUUGCUCUUCAGAGGAUUGUGUUGAUGGUCCUACCGGUAUAGAACUUAUUGAUUUAACAGACGAUUAUAAAGUCAAGAAUACAGGAGCAAUUGCAGUUGUAUCUACGAGCAGUUCUGGUGCUUUAGAAAUCACACUGAAGAAACCAAAAGAAGAAAUGGAUCCUAAAAACCUAUCUGAAAUGGAAGAAAUUGGUUGGGAGGUUACAACCAAUAGUGAGAGUGAUCCUAUUAUUGAUAUGAUUACUGAUGAUGACACAGUGCAUCAUGUAAAAGACGAAGAGGAUGUUGACGUUGAAGAAAUCACCAUUCAUGACCCAAGUGAUAAAAGUAAACCAAAAGGUGAACCUGAAUUAAUUGACAUAAGCGAAGCGGAGGAAGUUCAACAAGAAAGCCAGAAUGAUCAAGAUGAUGACCCUGAAGAAGAUGUUCUGUUUAUUGAUGAUGCUAAGUAUACUGAACUGCAAGAUGAAGUUGCUCCUGAAAGUAUGCAAGAACUCAACAACUUAAAAGAACAUGUAAUUCAACAGAUAGAGGGCAAAAGAGAAGAAGAUACCACAAAUAAAGUUUCAGUGAAUUCAGAAAAUGCCACACUAGAUGACAGUGGUGAUGUUAAAAUAAUAAAUGUUAUUGAGAACAAGGGAGAUAAACUGGAAAAUGUUAUCACAAUGUCAUUUGAUAUUGUAUCUGGUCCAGUUACUUCAAAAACAUUGAACCAAACUGUAAAUUCUCAAGAGGCUAUUGUUCAUGGCCAGGUGUUUGAAAUACCUUCUGAAAAUAAAAAUGUUAAUGAGAAUGAAAAGGAAUUAACUGAUAGUACAAAUACCGCAUUAACUUUGCUAGAAUUAGCUGGAAGCACAGGUGCAACUCUUACGAACAUAGACAUUAAAUCAGAUAAUAUUUUAAUCUCAGAUAGCUCAUCAGUUCAAGAAAAUAAUGCUCACGUGGAAGACACUGAAAUUGAUCCAAAUGAACCAACAUUAACUACUCUUCAACCUGUUCAGCUUGACACUCCAAUGCAAAGCACCAUUACCUCUGAAACUUCUUUUUCUAAAGCAAGUGAUGCACAAUGUGCAAUUCCUAACCCUUCCUCAAAAACUAAAACUGAUGUCUCGUCGGCACCAAAAACGCCAAUUUCUAGAACAUCUGAUGAUGUAUUACAACGAUUAAGGGAUGGGGAUACCCCAAGACAACUGAUGGGGAAGGAAUCUGGAAGACGAGGUAGAGAUGUCAUUUACAUGAGUCCCAUGGUGACUCAGGCAGAAAUUGCUCAAGAGUUCAUGGACAGACAAUUGCAGAAAAAUCCAUACACAGAACCUACUGGAGGAGAUUAUUUGUUUGCCAUGAAACUAACACAUAGAUUAGCAACCAAGAUUGCACCCUCUGGGACAACUGUACAGCAGCCUGAAGAAACAACUAAUGAAACAAAAGAAGAUGGUGACAUUACAGCUAACUCCCAAAAGAGUUUAUCUUCAGAAAACACCCUUAAGCCUAUUUCAAAUACCGAGAUUGUAAAAGAGGCUAAGAAAAACUAUGCAAUAUCUGAUAAGAUUGAACUUUUAAAAAUUUUAGAAGAUGAUCCUGAUGACCCCAUUUCUUCCACAGAUGAAAGUCAAAUUGUUUUAGAGCAGAAGGUAAAGUCAGAUAGAAAGAGACUGUCAAACGCUCCUUUGAUAAGGAUGAACCCAGAAUUGGAAAAAGAAUUGGCAUUAAAACAGUUGCAAGAUUUCAGUCAAGGAAGUGAACGUGGAAAAAAGAAAGUCAGUUUUAGCCCUGAUAGAAAAAUUAAAUUAGAGAAAGGUCAAGAAAGAAAUAAUAACCUUAAUUCUCUAAAGAAAACUACCAAUGUAACUAGAAAGAGACGUAGUGACAUUUUAGCUCAACCUUUUAAGAAAAUAAAAAAAGAAGCUGUUAAAUCUGUUAAUGCAGCUCCACAGCUAAUAACUGAAACACUUAUUGUUGAAGGUCAGGCAAUUAGUGAUGACCCUUCCACAAAAGAUAGUAAAUCAUUAAAACAAUAUUCUAACAAAAGACUGUCGAGGAGCUCUGAAACUCCUCCUCGCCACUUACCUAUGGAUAUAGUGCUGAAUGGAAUUGAUGAUCUGCCCACAGAGGGUUCGUCAACUAAUAAAAUCUUUAAAGCUACUAAUCCAAGGAAAAGAAAAGCAGAGCUGCAAGAAAAGAGACAGAAACAAAUUGCUAAUGUGUUUCAAACAAACAAACCUCAGAAAAGGAGAGGAAGGCCACCUAAGAGAAAACCAUAUCCAACAAAUGAUGAAUUGAAUAAAGAGUUUCUUCUAAAGGCUACGUUGGAAACUAACAACGGAUUACACGAGAAUAAUCUAGAGAGUCCCAAUCAAAGUACAAUCCCUCCUGAUGCUGAAGAGAAACCUAUAAAAACAAAAAAAAUGAGAGAAAUUGAACGCCUUCUCGGGGAUGAAGGAGCUAUAAAUAUGCUUUACUCUAUAGAGCAAAAGAGGGCUUCUGGGGGGGAUUCAAAAAGAGGAAUGCUGCCCUCAUAUCGCAGAAAAAAGAGAGAUUUGAUUCUUAAAACCAAGCUUGUUAAAUCUGCCGUUUUACGGCAAACAACAAAUUCACCUCACCCAGUUGGAAGACUUUCUCUGCGCGGUCAAACCCCCAAAGAAGAGGUCAAAGAAGAGGAAUCAAGUGAAAAGGCAGCAUCUCGAAAAAUGUCUGUGGAUUCUCAUGAUUCCCACCACUCUCUUUCGUCUCCACCACCUGAGGCCUUCCCAUUCCCAGCAAAGAUUGUACCAGCAGAAGCUUCAAGAAUCAUUAGAAGGCAUUCUUCAAGCAGUAAUUACUCAAGUCGUAGUAACAGUCCACGGAGACAAAGUGUUGAUGGAGAACGAACUAUCAUUACCUCUCCAGGAGAAAAAAACAGUGAAGCUGAACAAAUAGAUUCUUCAUUUAUCAAUAACAGCAAGCAAAAACCAGUUAAAUCACCACAGCAUUUACUUGGAAAAUCUAUAAAAAGUCCUGACAACAAAUCUGAAAGAGAAACAGUAGAUAAAGCCAAGGAAAGUAACAAUAAAGAGCUUACUCCCCAAACUACUCCUGCUAUAGAAUCUAAGAAAACCCCAAUGUCCCUAAAGAACACCUCUAAGUUAGCUGAUAAAGUCGAAAUUCCGAGAAGAGGAAGGAGAAGAAUAUUUAUGACUAGUAAAAUGAAGAACCACUUACAAUUAAACACUUCACUUGCUGCUGCUGUUGAAGAUUUUGCUAAAGAAAAUAAAAGUGGUGGCAAAAACAUUCCAGUCGAGACUCCAAAAAAACUAUCCACAUCUGCAGUUCCUACUUCCAAAGCAGUAUACAAAAAGGCAUCAGAUAAAGUCAGGACCCCAAAGUCGUCCAAGGUUUACAAGGAGCUGACUUUGAAGAGACACGACCGAGUAGUCGAGAUCAGUUUGACUCCUGUCUCCACUAAACUGCAAAACGCAUUUAACGUCAAUGUGCUGCAGGAGUUGACCUCAGUGUUGACAGGACUGGCCAAAGAUGAAAACUGCCGUGUGGUUCUCAUAACAUCACAAGGCCCUGUGUUUUGUCAAGGAGUUGACUUUCCUGCCCUUAUCAAACCUACUCCAGAGCAACGGAAGGGUGCGGCGCUUGCGAUGGUUGUUGCCAUCAAAGAGUUGGUCAAGAGUGUGGCUGUCCUGUCUCGGCCACUAGUGGCGGCUGUGCAUGCUCCGUCUGUAGGUCUGGGGGUGACUCUGCUGCCUCUGUGUGAUAUGGUAUUGGCUGAUCAGAACGCUACUUUUCACACUCCCUACACCCGCCUAGGCCACGUACCCGAGGGGGCUGCGACACUAACUUUUCCCUCUCUUCUCGGGCCUGUUGCGACGAGUGAGUUGCUGUUUGCUUGUCGAAAGUUUACUUCCUCAGAAGCACAACAGGCUGGUCUUGUAACUAGAGUGUUGCCUUCGGAAAACUUUCAUGAAGAAAUCCUGGCCAUCGCCAAGUCUCUGUCCACACAUUCCGCUCAGGCAAUGAAUGAGACCAAGAUGUUGCUGAGACACAGCCUACUGAUGGGACUGGAGACUACACUGGUGUCAGAGGCUCAUCUAUUGACCAAACACUGGGUGACAGCCGAGUGUCAGGCUAACUUCACCUCUGCCCUAGACAAGGGAGAGUACGUUCUGGCUGCACCUUCUACCAGCACCAGUGGAGAGUCCUCAAUCAAGGAUGGACCAAAGUAACCAGAGGAGACUGAAUUGAAAGCUGUACAUAAACUUAAGUGCAUUUUAAGUGUUUUAUUCUCUAACUAGUGAGGUAUUUUUAUAAUCAUAAGUAGUAAGUGUUUUGUUUUUAUAAAAUUUUAUUGGUUAUUGUUUAGAAGAUCAACACUACUAAGUUAAUCAUUUUGGAUACUAGCUGUUUAAAAUGUUUCUAAAAAACAUUAGGGUGAUCGCAUUAAUAAUGUAAUCGUAAUGAGUAAUUUUGUAAGGAGUUUUGUUUUAGGCUUAUGAUUCAAAUCCUGUAUAGGCUUUUCCACUAAUUUCAAGAAAACAAAAUUUUAUUCAUUAAUUAGGGAGUUUUAGCUUCCUAGCCCAAACUAACAAUCACUUGAUAUAGGCUAUUCUUAUCUCUAAUACACAUAAAUUUAAUUACAAUUCUAUGUUAUAAUAAAUUUGACAAGAAAGGUAGGCCUACCUAUUAAGUUAUUGAGUCUGAUGAAUUUGCAAUGUAUUCAACUUUAACUUUAAAUACUACAUACACCUAACUGCCUUUAUCUUAACAUUUGUUAUUUUGAAUCUUGCAGUGGCAAUGGUAGCUUAAAUGCUGUUAUAAAAUUGUUAUGCUAUAGAUAUAUCAAUGUUAUAACUUUUCAUGUUGACAUUUUAUUGGUUGUUACAUCUUGACGUUUGAUGUUGAAAAUGGGAAGCCGUUCUAUACAGGUUUUAGCUUGAUACUGCUGCUAACAUUUCAAGUAUUACUUUUUACUUACAAAUAUGUUCAAUUCAAGGUUUCCAUAUUUUACAAAAUAUAUACUGUAUUUCUAAUUUUGUA